AUGUUACCUUUAGAGUAUCACUAUCACUAUUUCUCUGCUUUAACGCACACCAAAUUGAAACCCUACCAAUCAUUUUCCCGCGCAAAUUAUAGGGUUUCCCUUCCCUCCCUGGAUGACGCCCUCCGUCGUUUCCGAUGCCCAACUCUGCCCAACGAAUCGCUUAGGAACGGUUUGUGGGGUCGACACCGAUCAUCUUGGGCGUGCCGUUCUGCUGGAGAACCCGAUUCCGCGGCGGAUUCCGGCGAGGAGAAGACCGGCGAGGACGACGCUGGUUCGAACCGGAGAAAGGGAGGGUGGUGGUCGCGGUGGCGCCGGUGGCGUUGGCAGCCACUGAUUCAGGUUCAGGAAAUAGGGAUUCUGCUUUUGCAAAUAGGGAUUGGGUUCUUCGUCAUGCGGUUGCUCCGACCCGGAAUCCCAUUGCCCGGGUCGGAUCCUAAGUCUCCGACAGUGUUUGUGAGUGUGCCUUAUAGUGAAUUUUUGAGUAGGAUCAAUAGUGACCAGGUGCAGAAGGUGGAGGUUGAUGGGGUCCACAUCAUGUUCAAGUUGAAGGCUGGUGUUGGAACAACUCAUGAUGGUGGUGGUGAUGUUGUUGCAGGGAAUAGUUGUGGUAGUAGUAGUAGCAAUACUAGGUUGCAGGAAUCAGAAUCUUUGGUGAAGAGUGUUGCACCGACUAAGAGGAUAGUUUACACUACCACAAGGCCAAGUGAUAUCAGAACUCCCUAUGAAAAGAUGCUGGACAAUAAGGUGGAGUUUGGGUCCCCCGAUAAGCGGUCUGGUGGAUUCUUUAACUCUGCAUUGAUAGCCUUGUUUUAUGCUGCUGUGCUUGCAGGGCUUCUCCAUAGAUUCCCUGUAAGCUUUUCUCAGCAUAAAGCCGGUCAGAUUCGGAACCGCAAAUCAGGCAUUUCCAAUACGAAGUCAUCUGAACAAGGUGAAGCAGUAACUUUUGCUGAUAUUGCUGGUGUUGAUGAAGCUAAAGAGGAGUUAGAAGAGAUUGUGGAAUUUCUUAGAAACCCAGACAAAUACAUAAGGCUUGGUGCUCGCCCACCUCGUGGUGUUCUCUUGGUGGGUCUUCCUGGCACAGGUAAGACUUUACUAGCAAAGGCUGUGGCUGGGGAAGCUGAUGUGCCAUUUAUAAGUUGUUCUGCCAGUGAGUUCGUAGAAUUGUAUGUUGGUAUGGGUGCCUCUCGUGUUAGAGAUCUAUUUGCAAGGGCAAAAAGGGAAGCUCCGGCCAUAAUCUUUAUUGAUGAGAUAGAUGCUGUGGCUAAAAGCCGUGAUGGAAAAUUCCGCAUGAUUAGCAAUGAUGAACGAGAGCAAACCUUAAAUCAGUUGCUUACUGAGAUGGACGGGUUUGACAGCAAUUCUGCAGUGAUUGUUCUUGGAGCUACUAAUAGGUCAGAUGUCUUGGACCCUGCACUUCGUCGGCCAGGAAGAUUUGAUCGUGUAGUUAUGGUAGAAACACCUGAUAGGAUUGGAAGAGAGGCCAUCCUAAAAGUUCAUGUUUCCAAGAAGGAACUUCCUUUAGCCAAGGAUGUUGACCUUGGUGACAUUGCUUGUAUGACCACUGGUUUUACUGGAGCAGAUCUUGCAAACCUAGUAAAUGAAGCUGCUUUAUUGGCUGGAAGACAAAAUAAAAUUGUGGUGGAAAAGCUUGAUUUCAUCCAAGCUGUAGAAAGAUCUAUAGCUGGCAUAGAGAAGAAGACUGCCAAGUUACGAGGAAAUGAAAAGGCUGUAGUUGCAAGACAUGAGGCUGGCCAUGCUGUAGUAGGUACUGCAGUUGCAAAGCUUCUUCCUGGACAGCCACAAGUCGAGAAACUAAGUAUAUUGCCAAGGUCUGGAGGGGCUUUGGGAUUUACUUAUAUCCCUCCAACAACUGAGGAUAGAUACUUGCUAUUUGUCGACGAGUUGCAUGGUCGUCUGGUGACCCUUCUUGGAGGACGUGCAGCUGAAGAAGUUGUUUUUUCUGGUCGAGUAUCAACAGGAGCACUUGAUGACAUACGACGAGCAACUGACAUGGCAUACAAGGCUAUAGCUGAAUAUGGUCUUAAUCAGACCAUAGGCCCUGUUUCGUUAGCCACUCUUUCUAGUGGUGGGAUUGAUGAGUCUGGGGGAUCAGUUCCUUGGGGAAGGGAUCAGGGACAUCUUGUUGAUCUUGUUCAAAAAGAGGUGCAAACAUUACUGCAGUCUGCCCUGGCUGUAGCACUUUGCAUUAUCCGAGCUAAUCCUACUGUUUUGGAGGGUCUUGGUGCUGAUUUGCAAGAAAAGGAGAAAGUUGAGGGUGAAGAGCUACAGAAGUGGUUAAGAAUGGUGGUAGCACCAACAGAGCUUGCUACCUUUGUCAGAGGUGAAUCUUGGCAUCAUUUUUAA
Messenger RNA from Sphenostylis stenocarpa, 2364 nucleotides. The record is from the annotation of a GenBank genome assembly. Lineage: Eukaryota; Viridiplantae; Streptophyta; Magnoliopsida; Fabales; Fabaceae.